AUGUCGGCGCCUCUCGAACCACUGUCCCAGAUCGUGGUCGCGGAAAAUGAAAAGGUCCAGGCGGCCUCCAGCGACAGAUCGGCGUCUGGCUCAGAUGAAGCCAAGGCCCCGGAUAAUAUCCUGCAGCCGCCGGUCGAGAAGAAGAAAUGGAAGCGCAGCUUAAAUCCUUUGCGAUGGGCGACGCCACCACCGGUUCCAGAAGAACGGACACCGUCAAGAGAGCACGGCGCGUCGUUUUUCAGUAUCGUGUCAUUCCAGUGGAUGUCACCCUUGAUGAGGGUGGGCUACUUGCGCCCUCUCGAUCUACAAGAUAUUUGGACGGUUAACCCUGACCGCGCUGUCGACGUCCUAUCGGAGCGAUUGGACACCGCGCUAGAGCGUCGCACAGAGCGCGGCGGUAAGCGCUUGCUCCUUUGGGCUUUGUACGACACGUUCAAAUUUGAGUUUAUUCUCGGUGGGGUAUGCCAGUUCUUCAGCUCCCUCCUGUUGGUGUUUGCGCCUUAUUUGACCCGCUACUUGAUUGCCUUUGCCACCGAUGCUUGGGAGGCCCAGCACAGCGGCCAACCUGCUCCGUAUAUCGGGCGCGGCAUGGGGUUUGUCGUCGGCAUUUCCUGCAUGCAGGCCCUGCAGAGUUUAUGCACGAAUCAGUUCCUGUAUCGUGGACAAAUGGUUGGUGGGCAGAUUCGCGCAGUGCUCAUCUCCCAGAUUUUCAACAAGGCAAUGAAGCUGUCCGGUCGGGCGAAGGCGGGUGGAAAGGCUACAUUGGAGGAGAUCAAGAAUUUGGAAGCGACCAAGGAAGAGCUCAUCAAGUCAGAUGGGAAAGGGAAGGAUAAGAAAGAGACGCCGGCUGCUGCUGGUGUGGAUGGCGAUGGCCGUGGAUGGAACAACGGCCGAAUCGUCGCAUUGAUGAGCAUCGACGUCGACCGCAUCAACUUGGCGUGCGGCAUGUUCCACAUGGUUUGGACCGCACCCAUCACGAUCAUCGUGACCUUGAUUCUCCUGCUGGUCAACAUUGGCUACAGCUGUCUCUCGGGUUAUGCUCUGCUCGUCAUUGGUGUGCCGUUCUUGACCUAUGCCGUCCGAUUCCUGGUCAAGCGACGCAGAAACAUUAACAAGAUCACCGAUCAACGGGUCUCUUUGACCCAAGAGAUCCUGCAGGCUGUGCGAUUCGUCAAGUUCUUUGGCUGGGAGAGCAGCUUCUUGGGCCGUCUCAAGGAGAUUCGCUCACGAGAAAUCCGCUCCAUUCAGACUCUGCUGGCCGUUCGAAACGGUAUCCUCUGUGUGUCCAUGUCCAUCCCCAUUUUCGCCUCCAUGCUGGCAUUCAUCACCUAUGCCCUUUCAAACCACAAUUUGGACCCCGCGCCGAUUUUCUCGUCGCUUGCUCUUUUCAACUCCCUGCGCAUGCCCCUGAACAUGCUCCCAAUGGUAAUUGGACAGGUCACCGAUGCCUCGACGGCUCUCCAACGAAUUCAAGAAUUUCUAUUCGCCGAGGAGCAGAGAGAAGACAUCGAGCAUGACGAUGAAAUGCAAAACGCCAUUGAAAUCGAGCAUGCCUCCUUUACGUGGGAGCGACUGCCGACCGACAAGGUCAAGGACAAGCUCGGGAAGAAAGCAGCAGCAGCAGCAGCUCUGAAGCAAACGGAGGAGAGUGAGGAAGAUGUCCCCACGGAACCUUUCAAGCUGAAUGAUUUGACUCUCGAGGUGGGCAGGAACGAGCUGCUGGCUGUCAUCGGCACAGUCGGCUGUGGCAAGAGUUCGUUGCUUUCUGCACUGGCGGGUGACAUGCGUGUCACCGAAGGGAAAGUCCGGAUGAGUACUUCUCGAUCUUUCUGCCCGCAAUACGCCUGGAUCCAAAACACUUCGGUCCGCAACAACGUUCUGUUCGGCAAGGAUUAUGAUGAGACAUGGUACAAUCAAGUCAUCGAGGCAUGUGCCCUGGCUCCUGACUUUAAGGUUCUCCCCCAUGGUGAUGAGACCGAGAUCGGCGAGCGCGGUAUCACCGUGUCUGGAGGUCAGAAGCAGCGUCUGAAUAUUGCUCGCGCUAUUUACUUUAACGCCGAGAUGGUACUCAUGGACGAUCCCCUCUCUGCGGUGGAUGCACACGUUGGUCGUCAUAUUAUGGACAAGGCCAUCUGUGGCCUUCUCAAGGAUCGUUGCAGGAUCCUGGCAACCCAUCAGCUCCACGUGCUCAGCCGAUGCGAUCGGAUCGUGGUUAUGGACCAAGGAAAAAUCCAUGCUGUCGAUACAUUCGAGAACUUGAUGCGCGACAAUGAAAUCUUCCAGCGGCUCCUGGCCACAUCGGGACAGGAGGACGCCGAAGAGGAUACUGAAGGUGGCGAUGAGGCGGCCGAGGAGCCAAAGGAGAAAGAAGCAGUCCUCCAAAGAGCUGGACCCGGGAAACCGGCUGCUGGCUUGAUGCAACAAGAAGAAAAAGCCACCGCAUCCGUGGGCUGGGGUGUCUGGAAAGCUUAUAUCCGUGCCUCCGGCAGCUACUUCAACGCGUUCAUGGUAUUAUUCUUGCUCGCACUUGCGAACGUUAUCAACAUCUGGACUAGCUUGUGGCUGUCCUACUGGACCUCCAACAAGUACCCUUCGCUGUCAACCGGCCAGUAUAUUGGUAUCUACACUGGACUCGGCGGUGCUGUUGUCCUGAUGAUGUUCCUAUUCUCAACAUAUAUGACCACCUGCGGAACAAACGCUAGCAAGACCAUGCUCCAGCGCGCAAUGAGUCGUGUUCUUCGCGCUCCGAUGUCUUUCUUUGAUACCACGCCCCUUGGUCGUAUCACCAACCGCUUCUCCAAGGAUAUCCAAGUCAUGGACAAUGAAAUUUCGGAUGCGAUGCGUAUGUAUGCGCUGACGAUGACUAUGAUCAUCUCCGUCAUGGUCUUGAUCAUCGUCUUCUUCUACUAUUUUGUCAUCGCCCUUGUCCCAUUGAUGUUCCUGUUCUUGCUCGCCGCCAACUACUACCGAGCCUCGGCGCGAGAGAUGAAACGCCACGAAGCAGUCCUGCGAUCAAUGGUCUACGCCAAAUUUAGCGAAGCCAUUACCGGCACCGCCUGCAUUCGCGCUUACGGUGUCGAGAACCAGUUCCGGGACAGCAUCCGCAGCUCGAUCGACGUGAUGAAUGGGGCAUAUUUCCUCACCUUCUCCAACCAGCGCUGGCUCAGUGUGCGACUCGAUGCAGUUGCUACUUCUCUCGUCUUCGUCACUGGUGUGCUGGUCGUAACCUCUCGAUUCAAUGUCUCCCCUAGUAUCUCGGGUCUGGUACUGUCUUACAUCCUAUCCAUCGCUCAGAUGUUGCAGUUCACCGUCCGGCAAUUCGCCGAGGUCGAAAAUGACAUGAACGCCACGGAACGUGUCCAUUACUACGGAACCGAGUUGGAGGAAGAGGCUCCUCUGCACGGAGUGGAAGUCGCCCCCAGUUGGCCCGAGAAAGGCAGGAUUGUCUUCCAGGACGCGCAGAUGCGGUACCGUGACGGUUUGCCACUUGUACUCAAGGGUCUCAGCUUGGAUAUCCAAGGCGGCGAGCGCAUUGGUAUUGUCGGACGCACUGGUGCGGGCAAAUCGAGUAUCAUGUCUGCUCUGUUCCGCUUGACCGAGCUGUCUGGAGGCAGCAUUCACAUCGACGACGUCAACAUCUGCACGGUCGGUCUCCAGGAUCUUCGGUCCCGCCUUGCCAUUAUCCCGCAAGACCCAGCCCUUUUCAAGGGCACUAUUCGCACGAACCUGGAUCCAUUCAACGAGCAUGCCGAUCUGGAACUGUGGUCCGCUCUGCGUAAGGCAUACCUCAUUGGCGAAGACACCAUGGGCGCCGACGUAGAAGGUCUGGUCAGCAUUCCUGGAACCGGCACCGCUACCCCGGCCACCGACACCGACGCGAAACCCCGAAACCGCCUGACCCUGGAGUCUCCCGUCGACGAAGAAGGCCUCAAUUUCUCCUUGGGCCAGCGUCAACUCAUGGCUCUUGCACGUGCACUUGUUCGCGACGCACGUAUCAUCGUCUGUGACGAGGCUACAUCCUCCGUUGACUUCGAGACCGACCAGAAGAUCCAGCACACCAUGGCCCACGGCUUCCACGGCAAGACUCUGCUCUGUAUUGCCCACCGUCUUCGCACGAUCAUCCACUAUGACCGGAUCUGCGUCAUGGACCAGGGUCAGAUCGCCGAGAUGGAUGCCCCGCUCACACUGUGGGACAAGAAGGACGGGAUCUUCAGGGCGAUGUGUGAGCGCAGCGGUAUCACCCGGGAGGACAUUUUGAUGGCGAAUUGA
This is a messenger RNA of Penicillium cinerascens, 4269 nucleotides long. RefSeq names its product ATP-binding cassette transporter YOR1. Gene Ontology annotation, cellular component: membrane. Bases 1 to 4269 code for a protein of 1422 amino acids. Gene Ontology annotation, biological process: transmembrane transport. Gene Ontology annotation, molecular function: ATP binding; ATP hydrolysis activity; ABC-type transporter activity. The transcript is spliced from 3 exons. The record is from RefSeq and is a predicted model, not a curated record. NCBI's taxonomy places the organism in Eukaryota, Fungi, Ascomycota, Eurotiomycetes, Eurotiales, Aspergillaceae.